AGAACUUCAGAACUUCAGAACUCUCUCUCUCUCUAUAGUCUCAUAAUCUCUCACUCUUUCACUUUUAGCCAAAACAAUAACAUUUUCUAAAGAGAAAUGGGUUCCAAAACUGUCCAAGUUUUCUUGAUAAUGGCUCUUUUUGCCACAGCUGCACUUGCUCAAGCCCCAGCUCCUACUCCCACAGCCACUUCUCCUCCCGUAGCUACUCCUCCUCCAGUGGCCACCCCACCACCUGCCGCAACUCCAGCUCCAACCACCACUCCACCACCUGCCGCGACUCCAGCCCCCGCCACUACUCCACCAUCAGCUGCUCCUUCUCCAUCUGAUGUUCCUAGCGCCUCUCCACCAGCAUCAGAAGGUCCCGCCUUGAGCCCAAACGGACCUGCUCCAGGACCUUCAGAUGAUGCGCCUGCUCCUAGUGCCGCUUUCUCCAACAAGGCUUUCAGCGUUGGAACCGUCUUCGCUGCUGUUUUGUACACUGCCGUUUUAGCUUAAUUGAUAUCUUUUUUAUCUUCUACAUCUGUUUCAAAAUUUUCUUUAUUUCUUCCUCAGUUAUUUAUAAUCUUUGGUGUUAUGUGAAAAUUUCAUUUAUUUUGUAUUUCCCUAUUUGAUCAUUUAAAUUAUUUUUUCAUCAUACUAAACGCGUAUCGUCGUCGGAUCGCGGUAAAUGAUUCAUAGUGAGAACUAAUGGAACGUUUGCACGUGUAAUUUACAAUAUGCAAAUCCAAAUCGUAGAUUAAUAAAAG
This is a messenger RNA of Eruca vesicaria subsp. sativa (arugula), 746 nucleotides long. Lineage: Eukaryota; Viridiplantae; Streptophyta; Magnoliopsida; Brassicales; Brassicaceae. The record is from the annotation of a GenBank genome assembly.